Pteronotus mesoamericanus is the source of this 3421-nucleotide messenger RNA. RefSeq names its product BCAR1 scaffold protein, Cas family member (gene BCAR1). Gene Ontology annotation, biological process: cell surface receptor protein tyrosine kinase signaling pathway; cell migration. The record is from RefSeq and is a predicted model, not a curated record. Gene Ontology annotation, cellular component: focal adhesion; cytoplasm; plasma membrane. Gene Ontology annotation, molecular function: protein binding. Lineage: Eukaryota; Metazoa; Chordata; Mammalia; Chiroptera; Mormoopidae. The transcript is spliced from 8 exons. Bases 205 to 2913 code for a protein of 902 amino acids.
UGCCGGGAGCCGGGCUGGGCUGGCCCGGCCUAGCUGCGGGCGGAGUGAGGUGGGACCCGCUUUGGGUGGCGGCGGCAGUAGCAGAGGUGGUGGCUGAGGCAGCGGACGUACGGGGCGGCUGCGGCGCACUUGGAACCCCGGGAGCGGCAGCGAGGUGUGCGCCCCUGUGGGGAGCCGGGGCCUCAGGCCAGCCGGCAGGACACGAUGAACUACCUGAAUGUGCUGGCCAAGGCCCUUUAUGACAACGUGGCCGAGUCCCCGGAUGAGCUCUCCUUCCGCAAGGGCGACAUCAUGACGGUGCUGGAGCGGGACACACAGGGCCUGGACGGCUGGUGGCUCUGCUCACUGCACGGGCGCCAAGGCAUUGUGCCCGGGAACCGCCUCAAGAUCCUGGUGGGCAUGCACGACAAGAAGCCUGCAGGGCCCGGCCCUGGCCCGCCUGCGCCCCUGGCCCCGCCCCAGCCGGGCCUCCACAACCCAACGGCCCAGUACACGCCCAUGCUGCCUGUCACUUACUCACCCCAGCCUGAUAGUGUCUACCUGGUGCCCACCCCGAGCAAGACCCAGCAGGGCCUCUACCAAGCCCCUGGGCCCAGCCCACAGUCCCAGUCUCCCCCAGCCAAGCAGGCGUCCACGUUCUCGAAGCAGAUGCCCUAUCACCCGUUCCCCAGCCCAGCCGCAGACCUUUACCAGGUGCCUCCAGGGCCUGGCAGCUCCACCCAGGAUAUUUACCAGGUGCCUCCUUCUGCUGGGAUGGGGCAUGACAUCUACCAGGUUCCUCCGUCCAUGGAUGCACGCAGCUGGGAGGGGACGAAGCCACCGGCAAAGGUGGUGGUGCCUACCCGUGUGGGGCAGGGCUACGUGUUUGAGGCCUCCCAGCCGGAGCAGGACGAGUACGACAUCCCACGCCACCUGCUGGGCCCAGGACCCCAGGACAUCUACGACGUGCCCCCUGUUCGAGGGCUGCUUCCCAGCCAGUACGGCCAGGAGGUAUAUGACACACCUCCCAUGGCUGUCAAGGGUCCUAAUGGCUGGGACCCAUCACUGGACGUGUAUGACGUGCCCCCCAGUGUGGAGAAGAGCCUGCCGCCCUCCAGCCACCACGCAGUGUAUGAUGUUCCUCCAUCGGUGAGCAAGGAUGUCCCUGAUGGCCCACUACUGCGUGAAGAAACCUAUGACGUGCCCCCUGCCUUUGCCAAGGCCAAGCCCUUCGACCCAGCCCGCCACCCGCUGGUCCUCGCUGCACCCCCUGCAGACUCACCGCCAACUGAGGAUGUGUACGAUGUGCCACCCCCUGCCCCCGACCUCUACGACGUGCCUCCUGGCUUGAGGCGGCCUGGCCCUGGCACCCUCUACGACGUGCCUCGCGAGCGGGUCCUUCCUCCUGAGGUGGCCGACAGCAGCGGGGCUGACGAUGGUGUGUAUGUGGUGCCCCCACCGGCUGAGCGGGAGGCGCCAGCCGAAGCCAAGCGCCUGUCUGCCUCCAGCACAGGCAGCACUCGCAGCAGCCAGUCAGCAUCCUCCCUGGAGGCGCCAGGGCCGGGCCGCGAGCCCCUGGAGCUGGAGGUGGCUGUGGAGGCCCUGGCCCGGCUGCAGCAGAGCGUGAGCACCACUGUAGCCCACCUCUUGGACAUGGCGGGCAGUGCUGGCGGGUGUGGGGGCUGGCGCAGUAGCACCGAGCCUCAGGAGCCCCCGGUGCCGGACCUGCGAGCUGCCGUGGCCGCCGUCCAGGGGGCCGUCCUUGAGCUGCUGGAGUUUGCCCGCAGUGCUGUGGGCAACGCUGCCCACACUUCUGACCGCACGCUGCAUGCCAAGCUUAGCCGGCAGCUCCAAAAGAUGGAGGACGUGUACCAGACGUUGAUGGCCCACGGUCAGACCGUCGACAGUAGCCGAGGGGGCCCUGGGGCCACUCCUGAAGACCUGGACCGCCUGGUGGCCUGCUCACGGGCCGUGCCCGAGGAUGCCAAGCAGCUGGCCUCCUUCUUGCAUGGCAAUGCCUCGCUGCUCUUCAGACGGACCAAGGCCCCUGUCCCAGGGCCCGAGGGAGGCGGCUCCCCGCAUCCCAACCCCACCGACAAGGCCAGCAGCAUCCAGUCCCGGCCCCUGCCCUCACCCCCCAAGUUCACCUCCCAGGACUCACCAGAUGGGCAGUACGAGAACAGUGAGGGGGGCUGGAUGGAGGAUUACGACUACGUCCACCUACAGGGGAAGGAAGAGUUUGAGAAGACUCAGAAGGAGCUGCUGGAAAAGGGCAACAUCAUGCGGCAGGGGAAGGGCCAGCUGGAGCUGCAGCAGGUCCACAGGAAGUCGCAGAGAGAACACAGAGCAGUCCUGUGUGCCCAUCCCCCGGGUCCCACCCCACAGUUACCACUGACUGGAGAGCAGCCCCCAGGCCCAGAGCUGAAGCAGUUUGAGCGGCUGGAGCAGGAGGUGUCACGACCCAUAGACCACGACCUGACCAACUGGACGCCGGCCCAGCCGCUGGCCCCAGGGCGGACGGGUGGCCUGGGCCCCUCGGACCGGCAGCUGCUGCUCUUCUACCUGGAGCAGUGCGAGGCGAACCUGACCACGCUCACCAACGCGGUGGAUGCCUUCUUCACCGCCGUGGCCACCAACCAGCCACCCAAGAUCUUUGUGGCACACAGCAAGUUCGUCAUUCUCAGCGCCCACAAGCUGGUGUUCAUCGGGGACACGCUGUCACGGCAGGCCAAGGCUGCUGAUGUGCGCAGCCAGGUGACUCACUACAGCAACUUGUUGUGCGACCUCCUGCGUGGCAUCGUGGCCACCACCAAGGCUGCCGCCCUGCAGUACCCAUCGCCCACCGCUGCCCAGGACAUGGUGAACAGGGUCAAGGAGCUGGGCCACAGCACCCAGCAGUUCCGCCGGGUCCUGGGCCAGCUGGCCGCCGCCUGAGAACAGAUGACCUGAGGGACGGAGGGCGGGGGAGGAGGGCAGCGAGGUCCAGGCUGCCCUGGGCACCCUCCCCGAGAGUCUCGGUGCUACAGGCGCGGGGACAGGCAACCCCAGCUCCACCCGGGCCUGGUGCCCUAGGCUGCCCAGGGAUUUGUACAUAUUUAUGGCAGGGCAGGAUGUGCGCUCCGGGAGCCCAAGCAGAGCUGGGCCUCGGGGGCGGAGGCCACGGAGCAGGCCAGGGGGCUUCCCUGAGCGCACCGCGGGCCUGGGGAGGGUCCCGACCCUGGGUGGCCCAGCCAGGAGUACGCAGGCCCCUUGACCCACGGCCCUGGGUGACCGCUGGGGGCCGACCGCAGCCUCAUGCCAUGUUCCCCCCGCACCGGGGGUCAGUGCAGCCGUGGUGUGCUCCUCAGCACCAGGAGAAAACCCUAAAAAACUAUUUUUCAUUAUUGAUUUUCCAAUAAUUUGGCUAAUAGUCUACAUUUAAAUAAAAUUUGAAAAAUAAAAA